GUAAACGGCCACAUCAGCAGACAGAUAACCAGUGAGAUAAAGAAGAGCAUCGAGGGAGGGUGGGGUGAUAGUGAGAAAGGAGGGGUGUGUAUAAAUGGAGGCCAAUGGGCAUUUACAAUCCCACGGUCUGCUAGGGCUUCAUCACCAGCUGCCUUCAAACCUCAAAGCGAGCCCGCGGCCAUGGCGUUCAACGGAACCUGGAAGGUCGACCGCAGCGAUAACUAUGUCAAGUUCAUGGAGCAACUGGGUGUUAAUGUCGUGAAGCGAAAGCUUGCAGAGCACGACAACCUGAAGGUCACCAUCGAGCAGACCGGGGACAGCUUUCACAUCAAAGAGUCCAGCACCUUCCGCACCAAAGAGUUCGACUUCACCCUGGGCGUCCCGUUCGACUACAGCCUGGCCGACGGCACCGACGUCUCGGGCACAUGGGAGAUGGAGGGUGACACGCUGAAAGGCAAAUUCACCAGGAAAGACAACGGCAAGGUGCUGACCACCACCCGAGCUCUGGUGGGAGGGGAGCUCGUACAGAGUUACAACUAUGAGGGAGUGGAUGCUAAGAGGAUUUUCAAGAAGCAGUAACCUGGAGUCUGAAGUUCAUAUUUUAUAUUCUGUAGAUCACGCGAGGUAGAUCUGUUUGUUUGUU
Molecule: messenger RNA, 643 nt
Organism: Etheostoma cragini (Arkansas darter)
Lineage: Eukaryota; Metazoa; Chordata; Actinopteri; Perciformes; Percidae
Product: fatty acid-binding protein, intestinal-like
Exons: 4
Coding region: 181-579 (132 amino acids)
Biological process (GO): fatty acid transport
Cellular component (GO): cytosol; nucleus
Molecular function (GO): fatty acid binding
Source: RefSeq, a predicted model, not a curated record